Messenger RNA from Rhinichthys klamathensis goyatoka, 638 nucleotides. RefSeq names its product ubiquitin-conjugating enzyme E2B (RAD6 homolog) (gene ube2b). Gene Ontology annotation, biological process: protein polyubiquitination; proteasome-mediated ubiquitin-dependent protein catabolic process; DNA repair. Gene Ontology annotation, cellular component: HULC complex. The coding region runs from base 115 to 537 and encodes 140 amino acids. The transcript has 5 exons. NCBI's taxonomy places the organism in Eukaryota, Metazoa, Chordata, Actinopteri, Cypriniformes, Leuciscidae. Gene Ontology annotation, molecular function: ubiquitin conjugating enzyme activity. The record is from RefSeq and is a predicted model, not a curated record.
GCGGUUGCUGCAGGUCUAUGGCGUCACGGGUGACGUCACCGGCUCUUCACCCCGAUCCUCCCCAAUCUGACGGUGUUCUGCUCGUUUUAUGACAUAAUCCGGCGAUAAUAAAGCAUGUCUACUCCUGCGAGACGAAGGCUUAUGAGAGACUUUAAGAGACUUCAGGAAGAUCCUCCGACUGGCGUCAGUGGUGCUCCUUCAGAAAACAACAUCAUGCUGUGGAACGCUGUGAUUUUUGGGCCUGUAGGAACGCCCUUUGAAGAUGGAACAUUUAAACUCGUUAUUGAAUUUUCAGAAGAAUAUCCCAACAAGCCUCCUACGGUUCGCUUCAUCUCCAAAAUGUUUCACCCCAACGUCUCUAUUGGACGAGCCGAACCCCAACAGCCCGGCCAACAGCCAGGCGGCCCAGCUCUAUCAGGAGAACAAGCGAGAAUACGAGAAGAGAGUGUCUGCCAUCGUGGAGCAGAGCUGGGUCGACUCGUAACACACACACACACACACACAGGAGAACUAUAUUUGUGUGCUUAUUUAUUUUAACUGCAUGGUAAGUCAUUGCUAACAGAGCUUGAGAUGUGCUGUUGUCGGAUUGAUGCGGUUGAUUUAAACUGAAGCAGUGCAGAUUAUUGGCAAAUGUUGCG